AUGAUGAUCUUCAGAGCCAAUCCUACCGCCAUACGCCCUCCUCUUCGUGCGAUUGCACCUGCGAUAUUCAUGGUCGCGAUCGGUAUCGGCUCUGGCCACGGCUUGCGCAACUACUACCUCCACAUAGACACCGGCUCGAGCCUCACGUGGACGCAGUGCCUUCCGUGUAGCACGUGUUUCCCUCAAUCUGCGCCCAUGUUCGAUCCCCAAUUGUCCCCCACGUAUCGUGUCGUCGGCUGCGACGACCCCUCAUGCAAGCCCCCGCAUUACAAAUGCGUCAACAAUCGUUGCGAGUACCAUAUCGAAUACUACGAUGCAUCGAUCGACGGUGUCCUCUCGAGAGAGACCUUUACUUUCCAAGAUGCACAUUCCAGCCAUUCUGUGGAUGUUCAAAGCCUCGUCUUUGGUUGCACCCACUCAAGCCGCAUGAACUAUCAUGGAAACCCUGCAGGGAUCUUCGGCAUGUCUCAGAAUCCUACUUCGACAGUGAAGCAGCUUGCUGCACUCACACAUGGCCUGUUCUCUUACUGCCUUUUCCCGCUGAGUGCCACCCGUGCCAGCUUCCUGCGGUUCGGGCACGACAUCAAACCGCCGCGAGGAGGCUUCCGUUCCACAAAGAUCUUAGAGUACAAUGACCGCGAAGGCUUUUAUUACCUCGAUGUGGAGGACCUCAGCGUUAACGGGCGGCGCAUGCACUUCGCGAGAAGGACCUUCGCACGCCGGAGCGACGGGACCGGCGGUUUCAUAGUAGAUUCGGGGACCGCCGUGACGCAGUUAACUGCCCACGCAUUGGAUCGGGUGGAGCAUGUGAUGAAGGAUUAUUUUCGCCUCCGGCUCAACCUCCUACCUGUGAAUGAUUCUAGCUUGCGACUUAGACUCUGUUAUAAAAUGGUGCAGGGGAUUCAGCACCAGUUGCCGACCAUGACCCUGCACUUUCGAAAUGGCGCAAAUUACGACCUACGGCGGUCGGCGCUGUUUAUGAACUACGCUGAAAAGCGGACCUUCUGCCUCGCGAUGAUGCCGAGCGAGAGAAUAAGCAUACUCAGAGCAAAGCAGUAG
Ananas comosus (pineapple) is the source of this 1059-nucleotide messenger RNA. RefSeq names its product aspartic proteinase nepenthesin-2-like. Gene Ontology annotation, cellular component: extracellular region. The transcript has a single exon. The record is from RefSeq and is a predicted model, not a curated record. The coding region runs from base 1 to 1059 and encodes 352 amino acids. Lineage: Eukaryota; Viridiplantae; Streptophyta; Magnoliopsida; Poales; Bromeliaceae.